AUGGCAAGCGGUGUCAUAUUUCAUCCAUGCUUCCUUCUCUCAUAUUAUCUUAUAGGCCUUUUGGCUACAGCUAAUAAUGUCCCCCAAGCACAAUUAAUACCAUACCACGGUCAGCAUCUCAUAAAGGCCUCAAUUGGCACUCCACCAGUAGACAUCUAUGGCGUUGCCGAUACAGGUAGUAACCUUGUGUGGACACAAUGUGUACCGUGUGAUGACUGCUUCAAUCAGACUUAUCCCAAGUUCGAUCCUCAAAAGUCCUGCACAUACAGUGAAAUUUCUUGUCAUUCAGAAAAAUGUCACGAAUGGGACCAAGUCCAUUGUUCUCCUCAAAAUAGUUGCAAUUACGUCAGUGGAUAUGUAAAUGGUGGAUCCCAAGGUGUUCUGGCCAAAGAAAAAGCCACCAUCACUUCUACCUUCGGGCAAGCAGUUUCUUUUGACAUUGCCUUUGGAUGUUCACACAACAGUAACUUCCAUUCCGAUGGCCAUGUAACGGGAAUCAUUGGGUUAGGAUCAGGGCCUUUGUCCUUUCUUUCACAAAUUGGUAGCAAGAGGUUUUCUUAUUGCUUGUUGCCAUUUGGUACUGAAUAUACUGAUCCUAGUGUUACAAGCAAGAUAAGUUUUGGCAAUGGCAGUGAAGUUGUGGGUGAUGGUGUGGUUUCAACACCAUUUGUAGAUCGAGAAUCUGGACAUGAAUAUUAUGUGACACUAGAAGGAAUUAGUGUUGGAGACACAUAUGUGCCCUUUAACUCUUCAGGUAAGGUUUCUAAGGGCAACAUGUUAAUCGAUUCAGGAUCACCAACAUUGUCUUUGCCACCAGAUUUUUACGAUCGCUUAGAGGUGGAAGUGAAGAAGCAGAUUUCAAUUGAUCCCAUUAAGAAUGACACUUUAUUGGGGACACGGCUUUGCUAUAGAACUGAAAUUACUAAUGAAAAUGGACCAAUAUUGACUGUCCAUUUUGAAGGUGCAGAUGUGGAGUUAAAACCUAUACAAACUUUCAAUCGACCGAUUAAAAGAUAUGAAUAUUAUUGCUUUGGAAUUACAAAUAUUGCAAGUACAUAUAACGAAUUUUCGGAUGGCACAGGAGUAUACGGCAACUAUGUUCAAGCAAAUUUUUUGAUUGGGUAUGACUUGGAAACAAGGAUGGUCUCCUUCAAGCCGACUGAUUGCACAAAACUGUAG
Molecule: messenger RNA, 1179 nt
Organism: Quercus lobata
Lineage: Eukaryota; Viridiplantae; Streptophyta; Magnoliopsida; Fagales; Fagaceae
Product: aspartic proteinase CDR1-like
Exons: 1
Coding region: 1-1179 (392 amino acids)
Cellular component (GO): extracellular region
Source: RefSeq, a predicted model, not a curated record